GUCUCAGAAGCACACUGCCCUCCCAGGGUCUCCUCGGGCUCCUGGUCUGAAUACCCACCUGACCUCUCAACAUUGAGGUGCCUCUCACUCUUCUACACACAAUAGAAAAGAGGGUCAUACACCUGCAGUACAUUUUCUCUAAUUCAGAAUUGCCUCAAUACAUUCUUAGGAAUGAAACAACUGGGACAAAGAAACUACCAUUAGAGUCACUACCAAGAAGAAGAACACUUCCCAGGAUCUGUGGAACAUCUUGAAGCUCUCAAUCUUAGCCUCCUCUUGUCUUAACUAAAGCCUCUUGUCUUUUCACCCAUAAGGUUCUCAGCCUUGGCUCUGGGCCUAUUUGGCAUGGGAACAUAGGGGACAUAGGCAACCAAGGUCCUCAUUUCCCUUGGAAACCCCUACUCCAAACAGGAGGCACCAAGGCUGAGAAGAAGAAUCCUCGGUUCAGUGGUUGCUGAACCUGCAGCAUUCCCAGUGCAGCAAAAUCCCUCCAGCCAUGGGCAGGGCAGCGGGCAGCACUUGGAGCAGCUUCUUGAAGCGAUGAAAGAGGCCCAACCUGGAAAUUUACUGUUUCAUUUAUAUUUAUUAUUUGUUCUUGAGACAGGCUCUCGCUCUGUCACCUAGACUAGAGUACAGUAGCAUGAUCACUGCUCACGGCAAUUUUGACCUCUGGGGCUCAAGGGAUCCUCCCACCUCAGCCUCCCAAGAAGUUUUCAUUUUUAUUUUUUUUUUGUGGAGCAGAGAUCUCCCUAUGUUGUCACCAUCUUUUCUCUUUACCCAUAACAAAACAGAUGCUCACCCAUGUGGAGGGGUGUAUCAGUUAUCUUUGCACAACAAACCACACUAAUAAGUUGCUUGAAAAGGUAAAAUCCAAGGCUGGCACAGUGGCUUGUGGCUGUAAUCCCAGCACGUUGAGAGCCCAAGGCAGGCAGAUCACUUGAGCUCAAGAGUUUGAGACCAGCCUGGGCAACAUGGUGAAACCCCGUCUCUACCAAAAAUACAAAAAAUUAAUCUGCGUGUGGUGGCACAUACCUGUGGUCCCAGCUACUCUGGAGGCUGAGGUGGGAGGAUCGCCUGGGCCCCGGAAACAGAGGUUGCAGUGGGCUAUCAUGCCAUUACACUCUAGCCUGGGUGACACAGUCAGACCCCAUCUCAAAAAAAAAAAAAAAAAAUCCUUCUUAUUGAUCAAAAGAUUUGAUAUAAUUCCUGUUACUCCCAGCUGACUUUUUCUUAAUACUGAAAUUGACAUAUGACUAAAGCUCAUAUGGAAAUUCAAGGGACCCGGGAGAACCAAAACAGUCUUGAAAAACACAUAGUUGGAGGACUCACACUUUCUGAUUUCAAAACUUACUACAAAGCUACAAUAAUAAAGACAAUGGUUCUGGUAUAAGAAUAGAGCAACUGAACAGAACUGAGAGUCCAGAAAUAAAUACUGAUUUUAGAGUUGAGUGACAACUCAAUAGGAACUGUUCAAUAGGGAAAAGAAUCAUCUUCACUAACAUCCAGAUGUCCUCCUGUGAAAGAGUGAAGUUGGACCCCUUCCCCAUACCAUAAACAAAAAAUUAACUCAAAUGAAUCACCAUCUAAAUGUAUAAGGUAAACUAUAAAACUCUUAGAAGAAAAUACUUAAGUGUGACUUUGGAUUAGGCAGCAGUUUCUUAGAUGUUGACACCAAAAGCACACGUGGCAAAAGAAAAAGUCAAUGCCAUCAAAGUUUAAAGUGUUUGUGCUUCAGGGAACACUAUCAAGAAAGUGAAAAGACAACCCACAGAAUGGGAUAGUAUUUUGCAAAUCACAUAUCUGUUAAGGAUCUUGUAGCUAGAAUAGAUACAGGACUCUUACAGCUUAAUAAAAGAAAACCCACCUGGGUGCACUGGCUCACGCCUGUAAUCCCAGCACUUUGGGAGGCCAGGCGGACGGAUCACUUAAGCCCAGGAGUUCAAGACCAGCUUGGGCAACAUGGCAAAACCCUGUCUCUAUAAAAAAUACCAAAAUAAUUAGUCGGGUAUGGUGGCGGGCACCUGUGGUCCCAGCCAAUCGAGAGGCAGAGGUGGGAGGAUCUCUUGGGCCCAGGAGUUAGAGGCUGCAGUGAGCCAAGAUCAGACCAUUGCACUCCAGCCUGGGCAACCGAGCAAGACCCUGCCUCAAAAAAAAAAAAAAAAAAAUCCCAAUUAAACAAUGGGCAAAUUAUUGGAAUAGACCUUUUUCCAGAGGUUAUAGGUGGUCAGUAACGACAUGGAAAGCGGCUCAAAAUCAGUACUUAUCAGGGAAAAGCAAAUCAAAACCCCUUCAAAUCUAAGCACUAGGAUCAUCAGAGUCAAUAAAAUACAGAAAAUAACAAGUGUUGAGGGUUUGGAGAAAUUGGAGACUUAGGACUCUGCCAUUGAGACUGUAAAACAGUGCAACCAUUUUGGAAAACAUUCUGGCAGUUUUUCAAAAGAUUAAGUAUUUAUAUGACCCAGAAAUUUCACUCCCUAGGUAUAUCUAGAAGAAAUGAGGCCAGGCGCAGUGUCUCACCUCUGUAAUCCCAGCACUUUGGGAGGCCGAGACGGGCAGAUCACCUGAGGUCAGGAGUUCAAGACCAGCCUGGCCAACAUGGUGAAACCGCAUCUCUACUAAAAACACAAAAAUUAGCCACGCAUGGUGGCACACUCUGUCUCAAAAAAAAAAAAAAAAAAAAAUCACCUGUCUCCAUAACAGGGACAAAAAAAUAAAAAUAAAAUAGGCUGGGUGCAGUGGCUUACGCCUGAAAUCCUAGCACUUUGGGAGGCCAAGGCAGGCUGAUUGCUUGAGCUCAGGGUUCAAGACUAGCCUCGGCAACAUGGCGAAACCCAGUCUCUACAAAAAAAUACAAAAAUUAGCUGGGCGUGGUGGCGAACGCUUAUAGUCCCAGCUAUUCAGGAGGCUAAGGUAGGAGAAUGGCUUGAGCCCGGGAGGUCCAGGGUGCAGUGAGCCAAGAUCACGACACUGCACUCCAGCCUGGGCGACAGAGUGAGAGCCUGUCUCAAAUAAAUAAAUAAAUUUAAUUUAAUAUAAAAAUUAAUUUUAAAAAAUCACCUAUGCUCGCUUCAGCAGCACAUAUCUAAAAUUAGAAUACAGAAAAGGUUGGCAUGGCCCCUGUGCAAAGAUGACGUGCAAAUUCGUGAAAUAUUCCCUAUUUUUUGUUUUGUUUUUCAAGAUGGAGGCUCACUCUGUCACCCAAGCUGGAGUGCAGUGGCGUGAUCUAGGCUCACUGCAGUCUCCGCCUCCUGGGCUCAAGGGAUUCUCCUGCCUCAGCCUCCCGAGUAGCUGGGACCGUAGGCACCUGCCCCCACACCCAGCUAAUUUUUGUAUUUUUAGUAGAGACAGGGUUAGUAGAGCCACCGUACCCAGGCGAAAAUGAGAAUUGCUGUGAGUCUGUUCUCUCACCAUAUUGGUCAGGCUGGUGUCAAACUCCUGAUCUCAGGGGGUCUGCCUGCCUCGGCCUCCCAAAGUGCUGAGAUUACAGGCGUGAACCACCGCGCCUGGCCGACAUUUCCCAUAUUUUUUUAUUUGAUUUUUUUUUUAAUCACCUGUAUUGCCACCACUCAAAGAUAAAUGAUCACUUAAAAAAUCUGGAAGCCAGUCUCAGUAUUAUUCUUAUUUAAUUCAGGGAAAGAGACACAAAUAGGUCAAAAUAAUCUCCCAAAGAUUUUUUUUCUCAAGAAUAGAUCAUUUACUCCCAUAAACCAGAGAUUCCCGAAUGCUUUUUUGUCUAAGCACAUACUUAAAAUAUUUGCUCUGUACCUCUUCUCCCAAGAACAGAGUCUACGCAGAAUUGAUAUGGAAAUAUCUUAAUCCAGCUAUUAGUCCAGAGAUGGCUCACCCAUCCCGGCAAAAAUCUUAUUCACCUGAUUCUGAGACAGAGGGAAAAUGAAUGAUUUCACCAGGAUGUAGCAGUAAAUGGGAUCUAAAGAAUAAAGGAAAGAAUUAAAGGGAUGCUCUUAUACUUUCCCCAUCUGGAAGGAAGUAGAGGAAAUGACCUGGCACUUCUUAAUCUGUUUUGAGAACUAUGGUUCCACUGAAAGGUGUACAUGUAUGCAACCCCACAGAACACCAGAAAAGUAUUUUGUAAAUACGCAAUGAAGAAAACUUAAAAAGAGACUGGAUGGAAUAUGUUUUCUUCCUAAUAAUAGAGAUUGGCAGUUUGACCCUCACUGAUGUAACAGAUAUUUUAAUGGGCAACAAUUACCUAGUGAAACAAGGAAGGUAGAAUUGGGUUAUUUGCUGAAGCUUCUUGGUGGCCCUUGCUAGCCCAGGAAGAAACUUACAUUUUGAUUUUUUUGUACCAUGGCUUUGGUUCACAAAUUGCUGCCUGGUACUUAUAUUCUCAGAAAAUUCUCUAAGCCAACUUCUGCCUUGUAUCCAUUUUUGGGUAUUCGCUUUGCAGAGUAUUCCAGUAGUCUUCAGAAACCACUGGCUUCUCCUGGCAAAGCCUCCUCACAGAGGAACUGAAGGGGAUUUGCAAGGAGAUCACCAGAAAGAAGUUGCUUUGGAUAUAACUUCUCCUGAGGAGAAGCCUGAUGUUAGUUUCGAUAAAGCAAUUAGAGAUGAAGCAAUGUACAAUUUUAGGCAUUUGAAGGAUGAAAUUGUGGAUCAUUGGAGAGGACCGGAAGGCCGCCCUCUGCAUGAGGUCUUGCUGGAACAAGCCAAGGUUGUCUGGCAGUUCCGGGGGAUAAGUGGACAGUGACUUCUGAUAAGACGACUGGAGGCAGAAGUGAAGUGUUUUGGAAAAUGGGCAAGAAUAACCAAAGUGCACUGCUAUAUGGAACUCUGAGCUGUGAGGCGCCUCAGGACGGGGAUUCUACCUGAAGUGGGUACUGUGCAAUGAUAUCCAGGAUUCCAAGGGGUGCUUUUGAGAGGAAGAUGUCUUAUGAUUGGUCCCAGUUCAAUACUCUGUAUCUCCGUGUACAUGGGGAUGGUCGGCCUUGGAUGGUGAAUAUCAAGGAGGACAUAGAUUUCUUCCAGAGGAGGAAUCAGAUAUAUAGUUACUUCAUGUUUACCCGUGGGGGACCCUACUGGCAGGAGGUCAAGAAUUCAAUGCCAACAGUUCUUUUCUUUCAACACUUUAACCAUGUCACUCCAUGGGGACGCUGUCUUGAGCCUUUGGUAAGCCUCAUUCUCCAGGACCACACGGCAGGCGCAACAGCCCUAGGUCCACCCCACCCGGUAAGCUCCCUCCUGGAGGAGACAGAGAUCCAGGACAGCUCUGGGGCAAGGCCGAGGAAGGAGGGACGACGGAGCAGGGAGGCCCGAAGAGUCCCCGCCUUUUGGGAUAGUCGCCACCCUUGGACCCCCUCACCCUUGGGGACGUUGAGGAGUGUUAAAAUCUCCAAGACGCGAGUCACUGGUACGAAGCCACAGCCAUUUCGCAGCUUGUUCGGUGCAAGUGCAGAAGGUCCUAGUAGCCGAGCGUGGAGUCGAGCUAGUGGGCGGUGUUGGGCACCUUCGGCCGCGCCCUCAGCUGCACCCCCCGGUGGGCGGGGCCCGAGCCAGUCUUUAAAGCCACGCGGGCGCCGGCUCCGGGGCUGGUGCUUCCGACCGCUGCGCGCCGCUCCCGGGCUGUCGCAGUCUCCCGUUGCCUCCGUCAUGUCCCGGCAGCUGUCGUGGGCCCGGCCAGCCACGGUGCUGGGCGCCAUGGAGAUGGGGCGCCGCAUGGACGCGCCCACCAGCGCCGCAGUCACGCACGCCUUCCUGGAGCGCGGCCACACAGAGAUAGACACCGCCUUCGUGUACAGCGACGGCCAGUCCGAGACCAUCCUGGGCGGCCUGGGGCUCGGGCUGGGCGGCAACGACUGCAGAGUGAAAAUUGAUACCAAGGCCAUUCCACUGUUUGGGAACUCCCUGAAGCCUGACAGUCUCCGGUCCCAGCUGGAGACGUCACUGAAGCGGCUGCAGUGUCCCCGAGUGGACCUCUUCUACCUGCACAUGCCAGACCACAGCACCCCGGUGGAAGAGACACUGCAUGCCUGCCACCAGCUCCACCAGGAGGGCAAGUUCGUGGAGCUUGGCCUCUCCAACUAUGCCGCCUGGGAAGUGGCCGAGAUCUGUGCCCUCUGCAAGAGCAAUGGUUGGAUCCUGCCCACUGUGUACCAGGGCAUGUACAACGCCACCACCCGGCAGGUGGAAACGGAGCUCUUCCCCUGCCUCAGGCACUUUGGACUGAGGUUCUAUGCCUUCAACCCUCUGGCUGGGGGCCUGCUGACUGGCAAGUACAAGUAUGAGGACAAGGACGGGAAACAGCCCAUGGGCCGCUUCUUUGGGACUCAAUGGGCAGAGAUCUACAGGAAUCGCUUCUGGAAGGAGCACCACUUCGAGGGCAUUGCCCUGGUGGAGAAUGCCUUGCAGGCUGCGUAUGGCGCCAGCGCUCCCAGCAUGACCUCAGCCGCCCUCCGGUGGAUGUACCACCACUCACAGCUGCAGGGUGCCCAUGGGGACGCGGUCAUCCUGGGCAUGUCCAGCCUGGAGCAGCUGGAGCAGAACUUGGCAGCGGCAGAGGAAGGGCCCCUGGAGCCGGCCGUCGUGGAUGCCUUUAAUCAAGCCUGGCAUUUGUUUGCCCACGAAUGUCCCAACUACUUCCGCUAGGCUCAUCGUGGCUCAGGCUGCCCAAGGCUUUUCUGUCACCUCUUUUGCUCUCUCCUGCUUUGUCUAAUUUAGAACUGCCUCAGUAAAUUCUUAGGGAUGGAAGUAUUUGGACAAAAACCUAACAGUAGAGUCACCACCAAAUGAAGAACAAAACCUCCCAGGGUGCUGUGUGUUAGUCUGUUUGCGUUGCUAUAAAAGAAUACCUGAGACUGGGUCAUUUAUAAAGAAAGAGGUUUCUUUGGCUCAUGGUUCUGCAGUCUGUACAAGGGGGUGUGGUGCCGGCAUCUGCUCUUGGUGAGGGCCUCAGGAAGCUGACAAUCAUGGCAGAAGGGGAAACGGAGCCAGCGUGUCACAUGGUGAGAGAGGGAGCAACAGACAGGGGAGGAAAUUCACACACUGAUGGUGGGGAUGUAAAAUGGUACAACCACUUGGGAAAAUAGUUUGGCAGUUUCUCAAAGGAUUAAACAUAAAAUUACCAUAGGAUUCAGCAGUUCCACUUGUGGGCAUAUAGCCGAGAGAAAUGAAAACAUAUUUCCCCACAAAAAAACUUGGGCUUGAGUUUUCACAUUAUCAUUACUCACAAUAGCCAAUAAGUAAAAACAACCCAAAUGUCCAUGAAUGAAUGAAUGAAUGGGUAAACAAGAUGUGGUAUAUGCAUACAACAGACUAUUAUUCAGCCAUUAAAAAAAAAAAAGAGUGGCUCACACCUGUAAUCUCAGCACUUUGAGAGGCCAAGGCAGGAGGAUUGAUUGAAGACAGGAGUUCCAGACCAGUCUGGGAAACAAAGCGAGACCCUGUCUCCACUAAACAUAAAAAGAAAAUUACUGGGGCCCCGGGGCACACACCUGUAGUCCCAGCUGCUUGGGAAGCUGAGGCGGGCUGAUUGCUUGAGCUUAGGUAUUCAAGUCUGGAGUGAGCUAUGACUGUGCCACUGCACUCCAGCCUGGGCGACAGAACAAACCCUGUUUCCAAACAAACAAACAAACAGAAGUACUUAAACAUCUACAAUGUAAGUGCACCUUGAAGACAUGUUAAGCCACUUACAAAAGGUUUCAUAUUGUAUGAUUUUGUUUAUAUGAAAUGUACAAAAUAGGCAAAUCUAUUUGAGAGAUAGAAAGUAGAUGACUGCUUGCCUAGGACUGGGAGGAGGUUUGCAAGGAAAUGGAGAUUCACUGCUAAUGAGGACAGGGUUUCUGUUGGGGGUGCUUAUGAAGAUGCUCUGAAAUUGAUUGUGAUGGUUGUACAACUCUGAAUACAUGAAACAGCAUUAAAUCAUCACUUUAAGUAGGUCAA
This is a messenger RNA of Symphalangus syndactylus (siamang), 7896 nucleotides long. RefSeq names its product aflatoxin B1 aldehyde reductase member 3. The record is from RefSeq and is a predicted model, not a curated record. NCBI's taxonomy places the organism in Eukaryota, Metazoa, Chordata, Mammalia, Primates, Hylobatidae.